Molecule: messenger RNA, 1068 nt
Organism: Erpetoichthys calabaricus (reedfish)
Lineage: Eukaryota; Metazoa; Chordata; Cladistia; Polypteriformes; Polypteridae
Product: zinc finger protein 568-like
Exons: 2
Source: RefSeq, a predicted model, not a curated record
UUGGAAUCUGGAAAAGAAUUCUCUGGCAGGAGUGCUGUUCAGAUCAACACUGGAAUUCACACGGGAAAGAAGCCAUAUUGCUGUACUGAAUGUGGUAAACAGUUUUCACGUAUGAACAAUCUGAAGAACCACACUAGAGUUCACACCGGAGAGAAGCCGUAUUGCUGUAUUGAAUGUGGUAAACAGUUUUCACAAAUGGGCCAUCUUCACAAACACACUAGAGUUCACACCAGAGAGAAGCCAUAUUGCUGUAAUGAAUGUGGUAAACAGUUUUCACAAAUGGGCCAUCUUCAGAUACACACUAGAGUUCACACCGGAGAGAAGCCAUAUAGCUGUAAUGAAUGUGGUAAACAGUUUUCACGAAUGGGCAAACUUCAAAUACACACUAGAGUUCACACGGGAGAAAAGCCAUAUUGCUGUAAUGAAUGUGGUAAACAGUUUUCUCAAAUGAGCAAUUUUCAGAGACACACUAGAGUUCACACGAGAGAAAAGCCAUAUUGCUGUACUGAAUGUGGUAAACAGUUUUCACAUAUGAACAGUCUGAAGAACCACACUAGAGUUCACACAGGAGAGAAGCCAUAUUGCUGUAAUGAAUGUGGUAAACAGUUUUCUCAAAUGAGCGAUCUUCAGAGACACACUAGAGUUCACACAGGAGAGAAGCCAUAUUGCUGUACUGAAUGUGGUAAACGGUUUUCACAUAUGAACAGUCUGAAGAACCACACUAGAGUUCACAAGGGAGAGCAGCCAUAUUGCUGUACUGAAUGUGGUAAACCGUUUUCAGAAAUGAGAUAUCUUCAGAGACACACUAGAGUUCACACCGGAGAGAAGCCGUAUUGCUGUAAUGAAUGUGGUAAACAAUUUUCAUUGAUAAGCAGUCUGAAUGAACACACUAGAGCUCACACGGGAGAGAAGCCGUAUUGCUGUAAUGAAUGUGGUAAACAGUUUACACGUAUGAACAGUCUGAAGAACCACAUUAGAGUUCACACCGGAGAGAAGCCGUAUUGCUGUAAUGAAUGUGGUAAACCGUUUUCAGAAAUGAGAUUUCUUCAGAGACACACUAGAAAAUGA